AUGAUCAAGGGGUACAUGCAGCAGCACAACAUCCCCCAGCGGGAGGUGGUGGAUGUCACCGGUCUCAACCAGUCUCACCUCUCCCAGCACCUCAACAAGGGCACCCCCAUGAAGACGCAGAAACGAGCCGCCCUCUACACGUGGUACGUCCGCAAGCAGCGGGAGAUCCUCCGCCAGUUCAACCAGACAGUCCAGGGUUGUGGAAAUAUGACAGACAAAAGCAGUCAGGAUCAGCUGCUGUUUCUCUUUCCAGAGUUCAAUCAGCAGAACCAAGGGGCUGCCCAGCUCGACGACGCCUGCUCCGAAACCCCCAGCAAGAAGAUGCGUCGCAAUCGGUUCAAGUGGGGGCCGGCCUCCCAGCAAAUCUUGUACCAAGCCUACGACCGCCAAAAGAACCCCAGCAAGGAGGAGCGUGAGGCUCUGGUGGAGGAAUGCAACAGGGCUGAGUGUCUGCAGCGAGGGGUGUCUCCCUCCAAGGCACACGGGCUUGGCUCCAACCUGGUGACAGAGGUCCGUGUCUACAACUGGUUCGCCAACCGGCGGAAGGAGGAGGCUUUCCGCCAGAAGUUGGCCAUGGAUGCCUACAGCUCGGGCCAGCCCCCACACAGCAUGAACCUGCUGCUCUCCCACGGCUCCCCCCACCACAACCAGCCCAGCACAUCACCUCCCACCAAAAUGCCAGGGGUCCGGUACAACCAAGGGACGAGCAGCGAGGCAGCAUCCUCCGGGGCCAUCAGCCACCACGGCAGCGGUGCCAUGGUCACCACCAGCCAGGCAGUCCUGCAGCAGGUCUCCCCGGCCGGCUUGGACCCCGGCCACGGGCUGCUCUCGCCCGACGGUAAAAUGCAAAUCUCAGUGUCAGGGGGCGGGCUGCCCCCCGUCAGCACCCUGACCAACAUCCACAGCUUGUCCCACCACAACCCGCAGCAGUCCCAGAACCUCAUCAUGACGCCGCUCUCGGGAGUCAUGGCCAUCGCACAGAGCCUCAACACCUCACAGGCGCAGAGUGUGCCAGUUAUCAACAGUGUUGCUGGCAGCCUGGCAGCUCUACAGCCCGUCCAGUUCUCCCAGCAGCUCCACAGCCCACACCAGCAGCCACUGAUGCAGCAGUCGCCCAGCCAUAUGACACAGCAGCCUUUUAUGGCCACCGUGACUCAGCUGCAGAACUCGCACAUGUAUGCACACAAACAGGAGCCUCCCCAGUAUUCCCACACCUCCCGCUUCCCCUCGGCGAUGGUGGUGACCGACACCAGCAGCAUCAGCACGCUGACCAACAUGUCUUCCAGCAAGCAGUGUCCCCUGCAAGCCUGGUGAUGCUCCACACCUCGCUGCUUUUGCACAUAGCAACGGGAUCAUAUUUUCCACAACAUCCCACCGGUGACCCGCGUUCCGA
Messenger RNA from Chaetura pelagica (chimney swift), 1393 nucleotides. RefSeq names its product HNF1 homeobox B (gene HNF1B). Gene Ontology annotation, cellular component: nucleus. The record is from RefSeq and is a predicted model, not a curated record. Gene Ontology annotation, molecular function: RNA polymerase II cis-regulatory region sequence-specific DNA binding; DNA-binding transcription factor activity, RNA polymerase II-specific. NCBI's taxonomy places the organism in Eukaryota, Metazoa, Chordata, Aves, Apodiformes, Apodidae. Gene Ontology annotation, biological process: liver development; positive regulation of DNA-templated transcription; insulin secretion. The transcript has 9 exons. The coding region runs from base 1 to 1314 and encodes 437 amino acids.